Molecule: messenger RNA, 2382 nt
Organism: Pygocentrus nattereri (red-bellied piranha)
Lineage: Eukaryota; Metazoa; Chordata; Actinopteri; Characiformes; Serrasalmidae
Gene: ihha
Product: Indian hedgehog signaling molecule a
Exons: 3
Coding region: 78-1319 (413 amino acids)
Biological process (GO): intein-mediated protein splicing; multicellular organism development; protein autoprocessing
Molecular function (GO): calcium ion binding; patched binding
Source: RefSeq, a predicted model, not a curated record
CAGGAGGUGGAGGAGCUGGAGGAGGUGGCGGAGGAGGUGCAGGCUGAGACCCGCUGCGCCGUGGAGCUCCGGGCGGCAUGCGGCUCCUCGCGCUCCUGGGGCUCCUCGCCUCGUGCGCCCUGCUGCUCGCUCCCGCCGCCCAGGCGUGCGGCCCCGGGAGGGGUUACGGCAAGCGGAGGCCACCUAAGAAGCUGACGCCCCUCAGCCUCAAGCAGUUCAGCCCGAACGUGGCCGAGAAGACGCUGGGGGCCAGCGGUAGACUCGAGGGCAAAAUCACCAGAAACUCGGAGCGCUUUAAGGAGCUCACGCCCAACUACAACCCCGACAUCAUCUUCAAGGAUGAGGAGAACACGGGCGCGGAUAGGCUCAUGACGCAGCGCUGUAAGGACAAACUGAACUCCCUGGCUAUCUCGGUUAUGAACAUGUGGCCAGGGGUGAAGCUGAGAGUCACUGAGGGCUGGGAUGAAGACGGCAAUCACUUUGAUGACUCUCUGCAUUAUGAGGGCAGAGCAGUGGACAUCACCACCUCUGACCGUGACCGUAACAAGUAUGGCAUGCUGGCCCGGCUGGCGGUGGAGGCUGGCUUCGACUGGGUCUACUAUGAGUCCAAAGCACACGUCCACUGCAGCGUGAAGUCAGAGCACUCUGUGGCCGCUAAGACAGGCGGCUGUUUUCCCGGAGGUGCUCUGGUCACUCUGGAGGACGGGAGUAGGAAGGCCAUGCGUGAGCUGCAGCCCGGAGAGCGAGUGCUGGCCUCGCUCCAGAGCGACGGCAAUGGUCAGCUCCUCUACAGCGAGGUCAUCGCUUUCUUGGACCGCAGCCCUGCAGCACGGCAGCAGUUUUACACUCUAGUGACUGACUCAGGGGCCACACUGAGCCUGACCGCCGCUCACCUCGUGUUUGUGGCCGAGGGGAACUGCUCGGGGCCGGUGGCCAGCAGCCAGCUCCAGACUGUGUUUGCCAGCCAGGUGCAGCUGGGACAGUGCGUGGUUUGGGCACGGGGAGCAGGGCAGGAAGGGCAUCUGUCCCGGGUCAGCAGGAUCAAGAUGAAGCAGGACACGGGGUUGUUUGCUCCACUGACCCGCCACGGCACAGUGGUGGUUAAUGACAUUGUCUCCUCCUGCUAUGCAGCCACAGAUCAGCACCGGCUUGCUCACUGGGCUUUCGGCCCACUCAGAGCACUCCAUAGUUGGGGUGGGCCAAUGGGACACCAGGCUGAGGGAGUACACUGGUACCCCUCACUGCUGCACUGGGUAGGAAGCCGCAUACUCAACCCAAAACAUUUUCAUCCCUGGGGAAUGAUGGACAUCGACAGAUGAGGGGAGGACAGUGCAUGUUGUGAGCAAAAAGUGAAAGAUAACUGGAAAAGACAGAAUGAGAAUGAUCAAAUGAUCAAAAGAAAAUGAUCAAAAAAAGAGGCUAAUAUGGAGGCUCUGGAGGAAGGAAGAAGUAGAAGAAAUUCUGAAAUGAACAGAUUAACUCUAUUGCCUUUAAAGACUUGAAGGAUGCAGUAAUUCUGUUGGUGUUUCAUCACUUGGAGAAUCGUGUCCAUGGACCCACAUGUUAAACUAUUCAACACAAAACUAUUUGGAAAAAAAUGUGUUUCUUUUACUGCCUACACUGGAACAUACUCACAAAACACACAAACACGCACACAUGCAUUAAUUAACAUUUUUAUACUGAGGUAAUACAGCACAUGAAAACUGUAGAUAAAAUAGCUCAGGUAAGCAGCGACUCAGCCAUAGGAGAGUCUUAGUCUGCUUGAGUCUUAGGCUGUUUGAUACUUUGAUACUCAUUUACUAACAAACAACAGUAAUUUGACAAAAAAGGAAACAAUGCUCUGCGAUACACCAGAUAUCAGGAAAAUCCUAUUUUUUUUUCAUGCAGUCUACCGUUCGGUUUGUUAUUUGUUACGUAUUGUUCUUACUCUCAUUAUUCUCUCACAAGUUCAGAUUAAUUGGCUUAGACCUAUCAAUGCUGUCAGUCUCAUGUUUCUUGCUGGAAAUGUUCUUUAUCUUUAUCAAGUAUUUAAUAGUCACAUUGUACACUGUAUUUCUACAUAUAGCAUACACAAGGGUUUAAAUGCACAAUAUUACAUACUUUAUUAAAGUUAUACUCAUUAAGAUAUUGAAAUAUACAACGUUAUUCAAUCAGUACAAUCAUUAUGUCAGUGAACAGCCAAUUGAGGAUCCUUAUAUUAUGCCACACAGUCUGUAUUCCCUAUGUAUGCUUUAUGGAGUAAUACUCCAUAUACAAUCUGACUUGCUGUAUUUACCUUUUUUGUGGCAUUAUUCACUUUUUACCAGAAAGAUGUCAAAAAUUAUAUAAUGUUCAUAAAAGUAUUUAAAGAUCUAUUUUUCAAAAUUAAACGAUAUGGAAAUA